Messenger RNA from Vigna radiata var. radiata (mung bean), 708 nucleotides. RefSeq names its product BURP domain protein RD22-like. NCBI's taxonomy places the organism in Eukaryota, Viridiplantae, Streptophyta, Magnoliopsida, Fabales, Fabaceae. The transcript has a single exon. The record is from RefSeq and is a predicted model, not a curated record. The coding region runs from base 130 to 552 and encodes 140 amino acids.
GAAAUUGCUGAACACUUACCAUUCUCAUCAGAAAAGAAAAAUGAAAUAUUAGAGAUUUUGGGUGUGAAGCCAUAGUCUAAGAAUGCUGAGAAUGUGGAGGAAAGUCUGAAGAUCUGUGAAGAGCCUGCAAUGAAGGGUGAAGAAAAACAUUGUGCAACUUCAUUAGAAUCCAUGGUAGACUUUGUCACUUCUAAACUUGGGAAGAACGUCCAUGUCACUUCUACAGAGGUAGAAAUUGAAAGCAAGUCCCAAAAGUUCAUAGUGAAAGAUGGAGUGAAGAUUUUAGCAGAAGAAGAGAUAGUUGCAUGUCACCCAAUGAAUUACCCAUAUGGUGUGUUUUACUGCCAUCAGAUAUCAAAUAGCACUGCACAUUUUGUGCCAUUGGAGGGAGAAGAUGGAAGUAGGGUUAAAGCUGUAGCAGUGUGCCACAAAGACACAUCAGAAUGGGAUCCAAACCAUAUUGCAUUCCAAGCUCUCAAAGUCAAGCCUGGAACCAUUCCUGUUUGUCAUUUUUUCCCUGAGGCUCAUCAUCUUCUUUGGUAUGCUAAAUAGGGUAAUUAACUAAACCUAUCAUGCCAGGAAUACUAUCCUUAAAUUAAAUAAGGCAUUUCUGGAUUGUGUGAUCAUGUACUCUUUCAGCUUUGUUCAGAUUUAUGUAAGAUAUCAUGAACGUAAAAAUAAUGAUGAUGUGAUGUAUGUUUUGUGUUU